AUGAGAAUGAGUGCUCCUGCUCCAGUUGCUAUAGGCACAAGAGGUACAAUUGGAUCUCUAGUGAGGAAGGAAAUUGAAUACUUCACCAAAAUCGAGUUAGACAAAUUAGGGGAUUCAAAAAAGUCUCACCCACAUUUUGUAAACAUGGUUUCUAGCAAAACCAAGACAAGUUUCUGGAUGUUGUUAAAGAUGAAGAAGCAAAGAGCUCCAAAUGAAUAUCUACCGAAAACAUGUUCUGUUAGACAAGUAACAGAAAACAGUAAUUUCAAUAGGAUUCCUGGUUACAACUACAGAAUCCUCAAAGACAAAGACAUCUACUGA
This is a messenger RNA of Vicia villosa (hairy vetch), 321 nucleotides long. RefSeq lists its product as uncharacterized. The coding region runs from base 1 to 321 and encodes 106 amino acids. NCBI's taxonomy places the organism in Eukaryota, Viridiplantae, Streptophyta, Magnoliopsida, Fabales, Fabaceae. The transcript has a single exon. The record is from RefSeq and is a predicted model, not a curated record.